AUGGGAUCCAAACACAAACCCAGCCUCUCCCAGAGCUCUGCCUCGAGCUCCGAGGAUGGCACCAACUCACGCGCCAGCUCCAGCAGCCAUGCACCGGCUCCCGCCUCACAGCCUACGCUGAGUCGUUGGGAACGUCUUCGACGCCCAUCCGCCGCCAGCUCAACCAAGCGACCCAACUUUGGCGAGGCAAAUCGCAGCUAUAGCACCAGCAGUAGCACUGUCACUUCGCCCACCACUCCCUUCUUUCCGCUACCCAGUCCGCUUGGUGGCCCAUCGCACGACAUGAUGCGCACCGUGAGCGACGACAGCUACAUGCACAUCUUGGCGGCUUCCGCUGCCGCGCGCAGGGCUGCCAUGGACUCAGGAGCCACGGCGCCAGAUACAGCUUCGGUCAUGUCGUUCACCUGCUCGCUCAGCAAAGAGUUUGACCGUCACCGCGCCGAUGCCCAUUCGCUGAAUGCACCGCUCGCCGAUCUACCGUCCUCCACGACGACCACUGCCAACAGAAUGCCGGCGCAACAACAGGCACCAAGUAUCGGUACAAAACAGGCUUGGCUGGACACCACCUUCAACAAACUCAGCGCGAGAUAUCGCACACCCAAGAAGGGUGCUGCCCAAAAGGGAGGUGCAUCGACUCGACCUACCAAACCCCACUUCCUCGACUUGAGCUCUGUCAUCUGCCCAACGCCUCAAUACACGGAUCGCAGCACUUCGACCGAGGAUGAAGGUGAAGCUGGAGAUCGUUCUUCGUCAUCCUCGUCAUCGGCAUCAGCGUCUUUCAACUCUGGAGCGGAUUCGUCUUUCGAAGCCAUGUCUGGAUGGGAGGACUCGUCGGCAGACACAAGCAUCGAGCUCAGGACGCCGCAAAACGAAGAGGACCGUCAACUGCCUUGCAGCGCUUACGACUUUACCACGCCUCGACCGUCGCAGAUGCAGCGCUUUGCAUCUGCUCAGAGUGCCGCUACCUCACUAGGAUACGGCAUGCGCUUGCCUUCGCCACCGCUCAUCUCACCGCUGAUGCCCAGCUUUGCGCUGCCAAGCUCGGGAGCAUCGACUCCCGGUUUGGCUCCUGCCAGCGCCCACACCUAUGGCUUCCCCGCCCCGCCUCAGAUGAGCGGACGUGGCGUCACUGUCGAUGACAUUCAGCACAAGCCUUUGAGUGUUGCGAUGCGGUCCAACAACACGACAGGGCCCGCCAUUGCAGGUCCCCCCUCUGGGAUGCGUCAGCUUCGGAAGCAGAAAUCGUUUGACAAUCCAGCCGAGCUUCGUCGUCGACAGAAGCAGGAGUGGAGCGUCGAUGGACCCAAGCCGCCUGGAUUCGGAGGGAAUGCCAAGCUGACGAUCGGGAUCCCAACACCUCAGCAGUUGCAGCAGCAAUCGCAGCACGCCUUGCUUUCACCUCAGAGCGUGAUCAGCCCGCAGAUGUCGCUGCAUACGCUGGAUGCUCGCCAGCGUACUCAUGGGCAAGGUCGAUCACCGGGCGCUAAUCAGGCCAUGCUGCCUCCGCAUGCUGCACCUCUUCGCAGUCGUGUGGCCGAGAUGCAGGCUAGGUCGUCGCAUAUGCAGCGCAGUGUCAGCCAUGACACGGCGGGGGCUUCCUUGCAGCACAACCAUGCUCUUAGGACGGGUUAUACGCCGGUCGUGAGCGACAUCGACCCGGCCUCGUCUACCGGCUUUUCUACGUCGUCGAGGCAAACCAGGCAGGAUCACGGCCGUCCCGGUAGCGACCGGCGUAUGCCUACUCAGUUGCCUGUGACCUCGCCGUUGCAGUCACCCAUCGGAGGUGCUGUCCCGCUGCCCCCACUGCUUCCCAACUCGUCGCGCGAGUCGUACGGCUCGUCAGUGGGCACCGAGUCGCUGCCGCCCACACCCCUGUCGACCACCUUCAUGCGUGGCCUUCCGCUGUCGGCUGUCGACGAGCGCAUCAAGCCAGCAUCACCCGCUUCGCCACGUGAAGUGCGAAUCCCACGCGAUCUGCACCAAGCUGCCGCACUCCACGGUGCUGCUGGACCGAUGAUGGGAUCCGCGCUCGGGCUUCUGCCGGGAAAGAUGGUACGUGCGUAUUCGGAUUUCUCGCACGCUCUGCCCGACGAAGCGAGCCGAGCGCUUGCGGGAUCGCGUUUGAGGGGGGAGAGCAUCAGCAGUCAGGACGAGAGCCGGGAUCGUGGGGAUGGCGAGACGCUGCGGCGACAGGUGUAUGCAGUGCAGACGACACCGAGACAGAAGAUGAGGCCGGAGCUGAGGCGCGAGCACACGUCAAAUGCGGUCCUGGUCAGCCCGCCCAAGGCGCAAAACCAACAGCAGCUGGUAGAUGCUAGGGGCGAGUAUCUGAGAGGAAGUCCGGCGCCGUUGCUGGCUGCUCCGUCGAUGAAGACUGCCAGGCCGGCGUCGGCUGCGUCCGCUACAAUCACACCUCGAUCGUCGAGUCUCAAGGACCUGUUGGCUGCCGAGCUGCAGGACGAGGAGCUCCCCACGCCUGUGGCGGGUGCUACAGCGAGAGCCAGUCUGGACUCGGAGGAUUCGGACUCGAGUCUCGCUUACACCAAGCCGUCGCCUCUCAUCCCUCAGGGCACACAGACCGGACAGGGUGGCGAGAGCAACACGAUCACUCCGACCAACUCGUACACGACCGACUUGACCGUUCGGGCUUCAGAUGGGCCGAGUAGCAGGUGGAGCCCUGACAACAGUCCCUCUCGUAUGGCCAAGACGACAACGGCGUCGGCGGGUGCGUUCCAGGGUGCGAGGCAACGGGCGAAUUCAAGGGCGGACGAGUGGGUGAAGACGAUCACUGCUCGUGGAGGCGGUGUCGCUGCUGCGGCGGCGGCGGGGGGCAAGUGA
Molecule: messenger RNA, 2838 nt
Organism: Sporisorium graminicola
Lineage: Eukaryota; Fungi; Basidiomycota; Ustilaginomycetes; Ustilaginales; Ustilaginaceae
Exons: 1
Coding region: 1-2838 (945 amino acids)
Source: RefSeq, a predicted model, not a curated record